AUGCUCAUGUACCUGCUGCUUCUUAUUUUACCAGCUCUCUCACAAGCUCAAAUGGUCAAUGUGACCAUCUUCACAGAAUCACAAUGUCCAUACUGCACAAAGUUACUUCGUGAACAGAUUUGGCCAUUUUAUGUCGGCAAACCAGGAAUCAUGAAUCUGCAGAUCAUUCCAUUUGGAAAAGGAGAUUGUGCUUAUGACUACAACAGAAACUUCCAUUGCACAUGUAUGCAUGGAGCUACUGAAUGUGAUCUCAACAGACUACAGAACUGUGCUAUUUCAUAUUUCCCACGUAGACAUCUUGGAUUACUUACUUGCAUCCAGGGUAUGACCAACUUACGUGAAGCAUUCGCCAGAUGCUUGAACCGCCUUUCACCAAACACCCAGAGGAAGCUUAUUGAAUGUUCUACUACACAAACUGGUGAACUUCUCAACUACUAUUCCAUGGUCAACACGCAUCGUGCCGGAGUUAGAAUAUGGCCCACUAUGUAUGUCAAUGGAGUUUUCUUCGACCGAUCUUAUCCAGUGGAACAAAAGCUUUGUCAACACACCGAUUGGUGUUAA
Auanema sp. JU1783 is the source of this 561-nucleotide messenger RNA. Lineage: Eukaryota; Metazoa; Nematoda; Chromadorea; Rhabditida; Rhabditidae. The record is from the annotation of a GenBank genome assembly.